AUAGCGAGCCUCUACUGUGUGCUGCUGGAUGCACGCUGACACCUGCCGGAGCAUCUCGCUCUCUCUGCCGCUGCAGCCUUAGUUAGAGAGAAGAAAAGAGCAGCUGCAGGACCGAUGGAGAAGAAGCAAGGAUCUUCUCAUCCGUACGGUUCACUGGAGCGCACAGAGUGGAGCAGAAACCACCACAGACCAGAGGACGACGUGGUGUCCAUGGCAGACUCCACCAUCACCUUGGAUGACAUAGAGGGGGAGCUCUUCAAGAUUGAAAGGAUCAGGGAUGUCCUGGUCAGGAGGGAGUCAGAGCUCAGAUAUAUGAUGGAUGACAUUCAGCUGUGCAAGGAGAUCACUCGACUGAAGAAAGAUCUGCAAAAAUUAGUGUCCAUACCAGAUAAUGACAAGUCCAAUGAAGACCGGCAGAAGGAAGAAGAACUUCUGCAGCAGAUCCACAAGCUGGUGGAGACCAGAGAUUUCCUGGUGGAUGAUGUGGAGUUUGAACGACUCAGGGAGAAAGAAGAAGAUAAAGAAAUGGCAGAUUUUCUGAAGUCCAAAUUCCCAAGAAACCUGAAGAAGACAGGUGUACCAACAAGACGGGCAACAUCCAGGGCUCAGCAGACGUCAUCACCCUUCACCAAGACAGGUCUCACCCUGCUGAAGGAGUGCUGUGGCUUCACAUGUUCCAUCAUGUAGACUGGAGCCAAAACAGAGGGCCCCCCACUGCAAGGCUGACACAGGGGCCACGAACCAAAAUGGCCAUUCCACAGAGUCAAUAUUUCCAGUUUCAGCUUUUCAGUACCAAAUAAGACUUUGAAGCAUGGAUGGCACAGUUCAGGUGCCAGCUGAGAAUUUCCAAGAGAGCAAUGGAUGUUGCAAAGAUGUUUUUUCUUUCAUCCCAGGACCCAAGUUUGUUGGAUCUGUUUGUCUCUUAAUCUCUUUCAUUUUAAUUAAUACCUGUUUUGGUUUUCCUCAUGCGCCUCUGUUCUCCACCUCUCUCACAUCUCACUCCUGUUCUCAUUCUUGCUUUUGCUAAUCAUCUCUGUUCAGCCAACUCAUACUGUAUUUAUUUCUCAUUUUCGGGCAGACAGGACAGGAUUUAAAGGACAGAAACAGCAUAGCCUGAGUCAACUAUCACACCAGUGCAGUUGCACAUGCACAGAGGACACACUAAUUGGAUUUAACCAUCAUGGCACGCCUACAAGUUUUAUAUUUAAAGACUUCACUGAGCUAUGAUAACUGUCAUCUCCUCAUUAUAAAAGUAGCUGUGUGCCGGAGUCAGCAGGCCAGUCUAGAUACACUGCAGGCACUUUAUAAUUAGCAUUAAGGAGAUAACGCUAAUGAAACUGACAUUAAUCAGGAACUCUGUUAGAAAGUUGCCUGUGAUUCGGCUCCAGAAGCUAAUGUGUAUGACCUUUUUAAAAAGUGGUGUUCUCAUGAAGAAUUUAACAGAUGUCUCAUCAGGCUGCAUUACCCUUUAUUAAUAGUUAACAAAUGUUGAUGUAUUUUUUUAUAUGUAUCCCUGUAUGUUUCCAUCAGUGAUAUGUUGUGGGAUGUAGCACUUUGUUUUGUUUAUUCACAGAGAAACAUAAUAACAAGGGGGGAAGUCCUGACUAGACAUGGUAUUUUACUUUCGAUACAACUAAGCAGUCAUCCUAUGUAAAUACUUUUCUAGAUAUUUCUGGUGAAUAUUCUGCAGAGGAGACUAACAAGUUGACGGCAGAAGGGACAGAUAGGGAUGACAGUGUUGCUUGUGGACACAUACAGUAUUGAAACAUACAUAGGUGACCAUGUGGUGCUGUAUGCACAUGAGCGAACUGAGGUAUCAGCACGCACGGACCACUUAAACUUGAGUCAGUCAUUCUUAUUCAUUUCUGUCCAUAUGCAUGUUUCCUCAAAUGAGCUAAAUAGUGCUCAACUGAUACUGCAGACUACUGGAUCUAAUAGUGAUAAAUAUAGGCAUCAUAUGCAUCAUUAAGGCACACAUGGCAAGUUUUUGAGUGGGUAUUUUAUGUUUCCUAUGACUCUAUGGGCCAGGUGCAAACCUUCUUAGCCCACGUCUGCUACUGCAUAAACAUUAUAUCUUUGUUACCACCCUGAAUUUCUAGAUAUGUAUGUAUAGAGCGUCUAUAAGGCUCUUCACUAGCCACUGGCUCAUACAUCUAAGGACACGGGGCACACAGAUGUAGUGGCCAAUCAAACUACAGAGCAGAUCUCUGUGUUGCCAAGAAGAAUAGUCACCAUAGCAACUGUGUAUACCCCAUAUCUUUACAAUGAGACAAUGAGGAAGGUUGGACGGAUAGGCGACAAAAACAAAUACAUGCACGCUAUAGUGGUUACCUAGUGAAAGGUAAAGAGGAGACAGAAUGAUAUUGCUGUUGCAUGUUUUGGAUUCACUGGAGGGACAACUUAGCCCACUAAGGACUGUGAAAUAACUGCUUUCAUUGAUCCUCUGAAUCCCUCUUACACAAUUUUAGAUAAACUUAAAACUGCUCAGAGAUGAAGUAAACUCAGAGCAACAAUGUUUGUACAGAACAUGAAUGCAAAUUGAAGUUUCUUAUAUCUUUUUUAAAUAUUAUCGAUGAUAAAUUUCUCUGUGGAUCUCUCAGUUUGCUUCUCAUCUCUAUAUGACUCAGCAUUGACUUAUGUGGUUGCGAGCAUACAUCCAUCCCUGCUAGUCCUUGGGAUACGUGGAUAGAGCUGUCUCUUGUUCAGUCACUGGAUCUUUUGAUAUUCAGUCUCAACACUGUCAUAGAGGCUUUGGGUCACAUAUCACCCAGCAACCGUAUCUGUUGCUGUCAUGAUGGAGGCCCACAGGGGAAUUCGAUGUGUGCCAGAAAUGUUGAAAAAUUGUAUGUAGAAAGACAAAAGAUACUCUACCAGAAAAAGAUGUAUUCCUGUUAUAUGGCUGUGUGUAAGUAAUAUGUGAGAAGAGGUGAAUACUCUUGAUAAGAAAAUGUGUUUCAAAGGUAUAACAAUUUGAACCCUUUUGCCAAAAGUUGUAGCCUGACAUUGACAACAAUCAACCCCGCCUGUUUACGGGGUUGAGCUGCACAACGAAUGAAUAUAACCUUCAUCUAAUCAGUAAUCAUUAUUUGCAUGGUGACUUUGAGUGUGAGGCAUGUUUCAGUUCCUCAGUUUUCACAUUUAGGCACAAAACCAGCUGUUCACACCAGCUGGAGGGUGUGUUACAUCCCCUGACGGCGCUCUGCACCAGUCAAGCGAGGAUGCAAGAGUUGUUUUGAGGAAAAUUCUUAAGAGACGGCAGAAGAGGCGACACGUAGCAUCUUAGCAGGACAGGAGAGAGAAUCAGAGAGAGAAAAUUAUUUAAGAGGAGAGGCUAAAGUGGGUGAAAGCAGGGGAGAUGAGGAGAAAGAGAAAGCGAGUGGGAGGGCACAG
Messenger RNA from Thunnus maccoyii (southern bluefin tuna), 3390 nucleotides. Its product is annotated as bMERB domain-containing protein 1-like. Bases 115 to 687 code for a protein of 190 amino acids. The transcript has 7 exons. NCBI's taxonomy places the organism in Eukaryota, Metazoa, Chordata, Actinopteri, Scombriformes, Scombridae. The record is from RefSeq and is a predicted model, not a curated record.